This is a messenger RNA of Hemibagrus wyckioides, 2274 nucleotides long. RefSeq names its product ganglioside induced differentiation associated protein 1 (gene gdap1). NCBI's taxonomy places the organism in Eukaryota, Metazoa, Chordata, Actinopteri, Siluriformes, Bagridae. The transcript has 6 exons. Gene Ontology annotation, biological process: mitochondrial fusion; mitochondrial fission. Bases 78 to 1157 code for a protein of 359 amino acids. The record is from RefSeq and is a predicted model, not a curated record. Gene Ontology annotation, cellular component: mitochondrial outer membrane.
UAAAAUCGUCUUCGCUGCGUGUGUACUUGUGUUGUAAGUCUCAGUUCAAGGCUCUCUCCCGUUUAUUGUCUUUUAAAAUGGCGGCGCAGGACGAGAAGGAAUCACUCCUUAAGGAAGAGACAGGUGCAGAGAUGCUCAAAAACAGGGAGGCAGCAAUGGAGAGCAGCAAGAAGAAAGAGUCGAAACUGAUCCUGUAUCACUGGACCCAGUCAUUCAGUUCUCAGAAGGUGAGGCUGGCCAUAGCUGAGAAGGGUUUGCAGUGUAAGGAGUAUGACGUGAGCUUGCCUCUGAGCGAGCACAACGAGCCAUGGUUCAUGCGUCUGAACCCAGCCGGCGAGGUUCCUGUUCUGGUACACGAUGAUCGUGUCAUCUGUGACCCUACGCAGAUCAUGGAUUACUUAGAGGAAACUUUCAACGAUGAGAAAACUCCAAAGCUGAUUCCAGAGACAGGGAGCACAUAUUACCACAGGGUCCAGCAUUAUCGGGAACUGCUGGACUCCCUGCCCAUGGACGCCUACACACACGGCUGCAUCCUCCAUCCUGAGCUCACAGUGGACUCUCACAUUCCAGCCUACGCCAACACACGCAUCCGCGCACAGAUUGGGAACACAGAAUCUGAGCUGAAGAAACUGGCAGAAGAAAACCCGGAGCUUAAAGAUGCUUAUAUCUCAAAACAGAGACGCCUCAAAACAAAGCUGUUCGAUCACGACAAUGUGAAAUAUCUGAAGAAGAUUCUGGAUGAGCUGGAGAAAGUUAUGGAUCAGGUGGAAACGGAGCUGCAGCGGAGAGCAGAGGAGACACCAGAGGAAGGAACUCAGCAGUCGUGGCUAUGCGGCGAGUUUUUCAGCAUGGCCGACGUUUCGCUCGCCGUCACGCUCCACCGGCUCAAUUUCCUAGGCCUCUCGCGUCGUUAUUGGGGCAAUGGCACGCGGCUCAAUCUGGAGUCGUACUACGAUCGCGUCCUGGAGCGCCCUACGUUCCGCCGGGUCCUCGGCCAUGUCAACAACAUCCUCAUAUCGGCCGUGUUACCAACUGCUUUCAGAGUGGCCAGGAAAAGAGCGCCCACCUUCAUAGGGACCACGGUGUUAAUCGGAUUGUUAGGAGGUGCGACAUAUUUGGCUUUCCUUUAUUUUAAAAAGCGACUGCUUGUGUCCUGAAGUAACCAUAGGCUUUUUUUCAUGGUCUCAUAAUUUUUUUUUUUAGCCUCUGCAUCUAUAUACACUCUUAUUUCUGGUCUAGAGAUAAUGGGUUGAGGUGAUGUACAGUAAAAUGACAUGGAUGUGACACUGUGUACAGAAGGGCAUUAUCAUGACUGUAGUACUCGUUUUCAUCUUAAAUAUAGCCAUUAGCGGACCAUAGGAGUUAGGAAUUGACCAUAGAUUCGAAUUCAUUUUUACAAAUUGUACAAACCCUCACAUCAAUUUAACUCAGUUCAACCUUCCCCAAUACAAUACACGUCUGUUCAAUUUAAAAAAAGCUUCUUAAAGCCAAGAAGCGUAGAAGAAAUAUCAUGUACUUGCUUUCAUACAAGUGAGUGUCUAGAUUUAAAGCUCAGAUAAAAAUCAGUCCUUAGCAGCAUCCUGCUCAGUCUCUUAAAUUACGCCACUAGUUCAUUUAUAUCUUAGGGAAAUAGACCUCAAUCAACGGCAAGUACAAAUAACAGCCAUGACGGAAUUCAAAACAAUCGCACCCACAUCUCUGGAGUGAUCUAGCUGAGGUUGAGGAACUGUCGGAGCCAGAACGCACACAUUCCCACGAUUGUGUUUAUAUUAGAGCUGUGCUACACAAGCUUUUGCAAGUCUUUGUGACUUAUUCGUCAAAGCAGAGUGUGUGUGUGUGUGUGUGUGUGUGAGAGAGAGUGAAUGAGAUCAUUUGCUUCUCCUGCUCAGGAUUGUUUUAUUGUCUGGAAAGUACAGUGAUCAUGGAAAUAUAUGCACAUUUAAGCACUUUUGGUUUAAUCCUGUGUAGAAUGUUACAAACACCUUCUGUAUUGUGUCCCGAACUUUCCACAGUGACUAAUAAACUGCACACUAGUGAGCAUGUGCCGAUUAAUCGACUGUACCGUAUAUAUAAUAAAAUCGACAUGAUUUGUUUUUCGGACUCAAUUCAAUCGGAGCUUGUUUUAUUUCAUUAUUGGUUUGGUUUAUUUAGUGAAGCCGUACAUUUCAUCAGACUUGUGUUCGGUACCAGGAAACAAAGUCAGAUCAAACCAAUCCUGGCUUUUCUUUAACUGUGUUGUAUGGAACUGUCCUAUAUUAUAAUAAAAUAACUCAG